Messenger RNA from Strongylus vulgaris, 321 nucleotides. Lineage: Eukaryota; Metazoa; Nematoda; Chromadorea; Rhabditida; Strongylidae. The record is from the annotation of a GenBank genome assembly.
AUGGCAAAGUUCGUCGUUUUCUGUCCAGUCAUAGUUGUUGGGUUUUUCUCUGCUGUGGUUGAUGUUGAAAUCGACGUCGAGUGGAUUUUCUUUGCUGUGGUUGACGUUGGAAUCGACGUCGAGUGGAUUUUCUUUGCUGUGGUUGACGUUGAAAACGACGUCGAGUGGAUUUUCCUUGCUGUGGUUGACGUUGAAAUCGACGUCGAGUGGAUUUUCUUUGCUGUGGUUGAAGUUGAAAUCGACGCCGAGUUAGCAGCAAGGCACACUCCAAGAAUUGCUGUGCUAGUCACAAUGGGGAAAAUGCGAAUCAUCAUUUCAUAA